AUGGCACUCCCCAAGUCGAUCAAAGCCGUGCUCUUGGCGGGCCUGUUGCUCCCCGUGGCAACUGGCAGCCAGCAAUCGCUGACCAAUGGUACCAGCUCUCACAGCCCCUUCAAUGACAGCCUCGCCAAGUUUGUAGGCGACGUCAUGGACAGGUGGAAGGUUGCAGGAAUGUCGGUCGCUGUCGUGGAUGGCGAUAGUGUGUAUUCUCAGGGAUACGGCUAUGCCACCCUGCCAGAUACCAAGGCCACACCAGACACACUCUACUUUGCGGGCUCGACAUCAAAGGCGUUCACAGCUGCCGCUGUCGCCCUAAUGAUUGAUAGUCAGAACCAUUCCGCCCUUGCUGACGGGUGGAGCACCACAAUUUCGUCCAUAAUCCGCAACGACUUUGUCAUGUACGAGGAUUGGUCUACUGAACACCUCACUCUCGAAGACGCGGCUAGUCAUCGCACCGGCAUGCCCCGUCACGACGCAGCCAUGUUUGCUCGUCAUGAAGACGGUAGCCCAGUGACCACCGCACAGCAGGUGCAAAACCUGCGACACUUGAAGCCCAGUGCGACACCACGAACCACAUGGCAGUACUGCAAUUACAUGUACACCGUGCUCGGGCACGUCGUCGAAGUGGUUGCCGGAAAGUGGCUAGGCGACGUGCUGCACGAGUCGAUCUGGGCGCCGCUCGGCAUGACGGCCACCUUCGGCGACACCAAGGAUGCAGUGGCCGCGCCGGAGCACCUGGCCGCCGGAUACUACUGGGACUCCAAUGCCGAAAGGUUUGUAGAAAUGCAUCUUGACAGCACCAGGGAGGAUGGCGGCGCUGGACUCGUCAUCUCCACCGUCGCCGACUACACAAAGUGGGCGCGCUGCCUGCUCGAUCAGACGGCGCCGUUUUCCAAGGCCGCGCACGCCGAGAUCCGUAAGUCACGCAUGCUCAUGGGAAACCUCGAGGACGGCGUGAUGGGCGACGGGGACAUGACGUACGGGCUGGGGUGGAUAAAGAAGACAUACCACGGAGAAGUAGUGUGGAAGCAUGGCGGCACCAUGAACGCGUAUAGUACGCAGCUAUAUCUGAUUCCGCGCCUUCGCUACGCCGUGGCGGCCAUGGCCAACUCGGGUCUCGCCAACUCUGCCGAAGAUGAGGUUGUCUGGCGACUGGUUGAGGAUAAGCUGGGGGUGCCGCAGGAGCUCCGAUAUAACCUCACUUCUAGCUACAAGGAGUUCACAGACGAGCAGAAAACGUAUCUCGAAAAGGUCGAUUCAAUCUUUUACCCGAACCGUCCAGAAAAGGCAAUUCCUUCGUCACUAACUAAUGAGCAAAUCGUUGGCCACUACUAUGACCCGGGAUACGGAACCCUGCGCAUCGUUCAGGGAGACGUUGGCGGAAAGACGCUGGUGGCGAACCGUACUGAGCCCAUUUUUCUGUACUAUUUGCGCUUCAGGCACGUCUCGGGCAAUUAUUGGCUCGUGGAUGCGUGGGAUCAGGGUACGAAGAGUAUCGCUUCCACGCUGGCUGGCGAGUUCAAGGUUGGCGUGGACGGGAAGGCUACCGGGUUGGAGCUGCAGCUGACGCCCAAGGGCGAACUUGGCGAGCCCAACGUGUUGUUCGAGCGGGUAUAA
Molecule: messenger RNA, 1614 nt
Organism: Cordyceps militaris CM01
Lineage: Eukaryota; Fungi; Ascomycota; Sordariomycetes; Hypocreales; Cordycipitaceae
Product: penicillin-binding protein, putative
Exons: 3
Coding region: 1-1614 (537 amino acids)
Source: RefSeq, a predicted model, not a curated record